Molecule: messenger RNA, 6504 nt
Organism: Echinococcus granulosus
Lineage: Eukaryota; Metazoa; Platyhelminthes; Cestoda; Cyclophyllidea; Taeniidae
Product: 26S proteasome regulatory subunit RPN1
Exons: 28
Coding region: 1-6504 (2167 amino acids)
Biological process (GO): proteasome-mediated ubiquitin-dependent protein catabolic process; chromatin organization
Cellular component (GO): nucleus; proteasome storage granule; proteasome regulatory particle, base subcomplex
Source: RefSeq, a predicted model, not a curated record
AUGGCUGCCGAAGUAGCAUCGAAUCAUCCUAAGGAUGCCGACAGUCUCCUUAAUAAGACCAAGGAUAAUUCGGAUGAUGAUUUGAGCGAUGAAGAUAGGCAGCUUCGAGAUGAAUUGUAUAUGCUCUUACAACGUCUCGAGGAGCCCAAUGUUUAUUUAUACGAGACUGCACUAGAGAGUCUUAAGAACCUAAUCAAAUCAUCAACGACGUCUAUGACAUCUGUCCCCAAGCCCUUGAAGUUCCUACGUCCCCAAUAUGCCCGAAUUAAAAACAUUUAUGAAAAUAUUCAAGACCCUAAGAUUAAGGCUCUUUGUGCUGAAGUUGUUUCUGUGGUGGGGAUGAUAACGUAUGAUAAUCCGGACUACAAAACUGACACUUUGAAGUAUCGGUUGCUCAGUAAAAAAGAUGAUAUCGGUGUUUGGGGUCACGAGUAUGUUCGCCUUCUUACCAAACAGAUUGCGGAAGUUUGGGACGAAACAGAAGUCUCUAGUUCGGGGAAAGGGGUUCCGGAAAAAAGCAUGAAGCAAAAGGAAUACCUUGAGCUUGCGGGAAAAAUAAUUCCUUACUUGAUGGAGCAUAAUGCUGAAUCCGAAGCUAUUGACCUUUGCAUGGAGAUUGAAAAUCUGGACUUUUUGGAAAAUUACACCACUGAAUUGAAUUUUCAACGUGUGUGUCUUUAUCUCAUUAGUUGCACUGCUUACAUUCCUGAUCCUGACAACGUUAAGGUUCUUCGCUGUGCUGAGAAUAUUUACAGAAAGUAUAAGGACCUUGGCAACGCCCUACGUUACGCUCUGCGUUUAAAUGACGAAUCAUUAGCUCGGUCGAUCUUCAAUGAGGCUGCUUCCCUUCCAACAUCAAAAUACGGUGCGACUGGAACCGAUGUACGUCGGCAGUUGGCCUAUUUGCUUGGAAAGCACCAAUUUAUUGUGCCGUAUGACGAGGUUAUAGCAGAAGAAGAUGAAGACUUGGCUGAAAUGCUUGGCAAUACCCGCUUAUCUGAACACUUUUUAUCCCUUGCUAGAGAGCUGGAUAUAAUGGACCCUAAGUUGCCUGAAGAUGUUUAUAAGCAGCAUUUGGAACCGACCCGCUUGACUAUGUCGUCGAUGCUUGACACUAUGCGCACCAACACCGCCGCUUCUUAUGUUAAUGGUCUGAUCAAUUGUGGAUUUGGGAGAGAAAAAUUGAUACAGGAUGAGGGAAAGGACGGAUCAUGGCUAUCCCGGCAAAAAGACCUAGGCAACUUUCCACUCGCAGUAGCUUCGCUGGGGUGGGUUAUGCUAUGGGACGUGGACAGUGGUCUGUCUCAAAUCGACAAAUAUCUUUAUGCCGUGGAUGACCACACUCAAGCAGGUGCACUUCUUGGUUGCGGUGUGGUGAACUGUGGCGUGAAGAACGAGUGCGAUCCAGCCCUCGCCCUUCUCUCCUCUUAUGUGGAACACCAGACUGAUGUCUUAUCUCGAGCUGCUAUUAUUGGACUCGGAGUCGCCUACGCAGGUUCUAACAAGAUGGAAGCCAUAAACCACUUGGUUCCAGCCAUUCUCGAUUCUUCGUCUGGUCGCCUUCAACAUGCAUGUUUGGCUUCGCUCUCUGCUGGCAUGAUUGCCGUCGGCUCUAUGAACGAAGACGUUACAUCAACAAUCAUCCAGACCAUGCUCGAACGCCCAGCUGCUCAUUGGAACAACACCUUUAGUAAAUUCAUGGCCCUAGGUCUGGCUCUUACUUGCCUGGGACGACAAGAUGAGGCCGAAGUGAUUUUGGCUUCACUGGAAGCUGUGACUGAACCGAUGAAAUCUAUGGCACACAUGAUGUGUGAUGUCUGUGCUUAUGCAUGUAGUGGUAAUGUUUUAAAGAUUCAAAAAUUGUUACAUAUUCUCUCUGAAAAGUAUGAAGAGAAAACAGACAAAGUAGACAAGGCUAAAUCUACUUCUGCUGGAGCAGAAAAGUCUAAAUCUAAGGACCAUCAUCAUCACAAAAAGGAUUCGCGCCGGACCGCAGGUAAUGCAGGCAAUCGCCGAGUGCGUCGUCACGCAAAUUCCACUGGCACUAAGCCGUCCACGGAGAGCACUCAAGCAACAACAGAGGAACCAAUGCAGGUGGAUGAGCAAGCGGCCUCGUCGAACGAUGACGCGAAUGUUCCUUCUACCUCAACUCAGGGUUUCGACUAUCACGCUCACCAAGGCCUUGCUGUUCUAGGCGUCGCCAUAAUUGCUAUGGGUGAAGAAGUUGGCCUGGAAAUGGCAUUUCGUAUGUUUGGUCAUUUGCUCCGCUUUGGUGAGACACCAAUCAAGAGGAUCGUGCCAUUGGCGUUGGCACUUUGUUACAUCUCGAAUCCUCAACUUAAAGUUCUGGACACCCUCAGCAAAUUUAGUCACGAUUCUGAUCCCGAGUUAUGCUACAAUUCCAUUUUGGCGAUGGGUAUUGUCGGUGCUGGUACCAAUAGUGCUCGUUUGGCUGCAAUGCUUCGUCAAUUGGCUGGUUAUCAUUGCCGUGAUCCUUAUAAUCUGUUUUUGGUGCGUCUUGCACAGGGACUAACACACUUAGGAAAGGGCACUCUUACUCUCUCCCCUUGGCACUCAGAUCACGCCCUCUUCCGUCCAGUCAGCUUAGCUGGUCUCCUUACCUUACUUGUCUCCUGCUUGGAGAUGAGGAUGACAUUUAUGGGUCGCAGCGAUUACCUCAUCUUUUACCUGACUCCGGCCAUUCAGCCUCGUUUAUUGAUGACUUUUGAUAAGAACUUGAAGCCUCUCACAGUGACUGUUCGUGUUGGCCAGGCAGUGGACGUCGUGGGCCAGGCUGGACGCCCAAAAACCAUAACUGGCUUCCAAACACACACUACCCCUGUCCUCCUCGCCCACGGUGAGCGUGCAGAAUUGGCAACAGAUGAAUACGUGCCUGUAACGAAUUUGCCCCUCGAAGGCUUUGUCAUUCUAACGAAGAAUCCUUCCUAUGAGAAGCCAUCGGUUUCUGUGCAGCACAUGCUGAGUUUAAAGCACCAUAAGCGCUAUGAAGCUGUUCAGCGUAGCCUAGGAAAUCCUAUUUCGCACUUCUGCCCUGUUUGUGGGAUCGGUGGGAUACGAGACAUCAAGGCGUGGACUGACCACGUUUGUUCAAUUCUGCAUUCUUCUAAUUUUGGCCAAUAUAUGCAAAUAUCCAAUACCCAAAAAAUGGCAGUAAAACAGCAAAGAAAUGACAAAUUGGUGCAUAAAAGAUUGUUAAACGAGCCACAUAUUGGAGAAAGCUCUGUAUCCCUUGCAAUGUCUAAGACUCAGCCUGAGGUAAUCCUUCAGGAUCAAGUUUCAUCAUCUGGCAGUGGAAUCUCCGAAGAUCUAGUUGAAAAGGCAGGAACAUCACUAUCUCGUGAAGAGGUCCCACACACCAAUAUAGAUGACCGAGAAUCAAACUGCUAUCCGCGUUCCACGGUAAACGAACGGGAGUCACAUCAUUCAAUAAAUGAUCAAUAUUCAAAUGAUGGUUCUCCUUCACCAAACUAUUACAGAAUCCCUCUACUUGAUUAUCGUCGCUCCCGUUACUAUCCGGCGUCUCAUUCAUCUGGAAAUGAGCCGCCUGACGUUUACUGGGAUCGAUCUUCUCACCAAAGAAUGAACCGUUUUGAUUGCAAUAGAACUUAUGACUACCACCGCCAGAGCUAUCUUGUCAGACACCCUCGACCUUAUCGCAGUGGCCGAUCAUCCAUAUUACAAUCGCAUCUCUGUUCACCACGAUCUAACUCUUUUGUCAGCAAUGAACGACCAAAAAUAUCAUCGGAAUCCGACAGAGACAACGCUUCAAGGUCGGACUCUUGGCAUACUAGCCAAAAGGAGGCGCCAAUGGUGAACACGCGAAUAUCAGAAAACGAGCUGGCUCGCCAGUCGCCAGAAUCCCCAAAAUCGGUGCCGCAAAAUUCAAUGCAGCAAGAAUCGGCACAGCACAGGUUGUCUGCACAAGAGGGACCUUCAACAGAGUAUUCAGUGUCGGUAAUGACGGAUCCAUCCGCAAGACCUACUCUCUCAGCAUUGCCGCCUUCGAGCACUGUUGAGAAAACUCAUGAAGUUUGGGAACUAUCCGAGGCUCUGGAUAAGCUAAGGCAGCAACAACAUACCCUCACACACUACAUUCGACAAUUGAAGUAUAUUCGACAGCAGGCAAGUUUUAAAAGUGAAGAGAAGAGGCUUCUCAGGAAACGACGCUCAGCUCUUCUUCGAGAAAUGAAUCUGUCAGAUUCCCAGGCCGAAACCGGUUCUAGUGAUGAAUUCAAUGACAACACCGCAGAUGGGUUAGGUCCAAUUGAAACGGUAGUGGAGGGUCAUAACUUUGGAGAAGUAGUUGUCAGCGCCAGUGGUGCCACCUCUAAGGUCGUUCCCUCUGCUCCUGAAAUCGUCGAUGAGGCACGUGACCAGAGUAGACCCUAUCGUCAACCGCCUCUGUCGUCCGUCGCGGAGGUGAUGCUUGAUAAUGUUACUUCGAGCGCGUCAGUGGUGACGACGGUACUGCCAGCAUCCGGACUCUCAGGUGCCUGUACAAACUCUCCACAUUUCAUAUUCUUUUCCCCGUUUAUGGUUGUUGUUUUUCUGUAUAAAAAUGACAUACCAGGCAAGCGUAAAGUGAAAAUUAGCAUAUUCAUAGCCGCCAACAACUACGAAGGGGUGCAUUCAGCUGAAGGCGGUAAUGAGACUUUUACUUCGGAUGGACCCGAGUUGCCUAUGCUACCGACAAGGUCAAGGAAACAUUCUAGUCAGUCUGACCAAACUCCUUCGGUCUCUGCUGCUGCUGCUGCUGUCAAAGCUCCCCCAGAACAGCUGCUUGAAAAGGAUUCUAUGGUUCCACGAGGGGGCCGACGGCCCCGACGCAAAAAUCCAAGGAAUGUGGUCUCUGCAAGGCGUUCAUCCAGAAGAAAAGCUGCGGCAAAGCAUCAAUCUCAGACUCCGACCCCUUCCAAUGCUACAAAGAGAAGAAAAGUAGCGCAAGAUCCUCCAGCAGUGGAAGUAACAUCGGAAACAUUCCAGCAGACUCGUGAUGGAAAAGCAACAGAAGCAGAAUCGGAGUCUGGCGUGGAUCCAACACGCCUCCGUUGGGUACGCCAGUUGCUAAGUCACCCGCAGAGUCGAGUCUACACUUUCGCUGAGCUCGAUAAACUCGUCAUCGACAUUGUCAAUAGCGCUGCCCCUUCAAUCAGAGAAAAGGAGGACCUGGAUUCGGAGGAGUCUUUUAUGCCAGAAAUGACACACCAGGUUUUUGGCGAAAGUGUCAGCGAAAUAAUAUUCGGCUAUAAAGAUCCUAAUAUCACCAUUGCUUACAUGGCCGGAAGCCUUUCUACUUUUGUCGAUAUUAAAUAUUCAGAGAAGAUAUCUCAAUCGAUUUCUUGUGGAGUUGAGCCCGAUGAUAUUCUAAAAUCUUUGAAAAAUGUAUACACACAAGGCAUUUGCACUGAAAGGGUGGAUUUCUUGGACACAUUCGAGGGAGAGUUGAAGUUCAAGCCGUUCGGUAGUUUGCAAACUGCUUACACGAUCAACAGAGAUGGACAGUCCCGCGAGUUUGUGGUGUAUCGUGUUGAUCACUCGGCACCCGAUUUUGAAGCUUUUUCCAAGUAUCUUUUGCGCAUGGAACCCUUCCUUCUGUUCUUUGUUGACGAAUCAUCGUUCGUUGAUUUGGAUAACCGGUGGAGUUUCUACAUACUGUACGAGAAGUUUAGUUCUGCGAGCUCCUCAAACAUACGUUUCGCGUUCGCUGGCUAUGUGUCAGUUUACAAGUUCUAUGCGUAUCCAGAACACGUUCGGCCUAGAUUGAGUCAGAUGCUAAUUCUGCCUCCCUUCCAGAAAAUGGGUCACGCUACCCGACUUCUCGAAACGGUUUACAAAGACCUAACUCCUCUGACAGAAGUUAUUGACAUUACUGUGGAAAGUCCCUCAGGUGAUUUAACUCGGCUGCGCGACUAUCUGGAUAGCAAACGCUGCCUGGAGCUAGCCGAUUGUGUAAAGAUUCUCAAGGAGGUGAAGGAGACUGUGGAAACGGCGGUGGCGGGGACCAACGAAGCGGUACCAGCUGCAGAAGAGGAGGCAAAAGAUGCAGAAGAGGCGGCGCCAUCCAGCACCAAGCGCAGACGCCUCAGUGUCACUCCAGCGGAGACCCGCAGCAUCAACGCGGCCAACAGCUUCUAUAAGGUGGUGCGACAGCAGCUCAAGUUGUCACGUACGCAGUCACGUCGCGUCUACCAAAUUCUUCUCUUCUUCCUCCUCACCCACAACAAGCCUGAGGCUGUGGAGGCCUAUCGCAAGGCUCUUCUCAAGCGUACUCGCAUUGUCAACGGUCGACCUCGUUUGGCUUCGUCAUCAUUUGCGCCAAUAAUGAAUCGACACAAUUUGAUCACUGACCUUUUUAACGAAGAAUACGAACGCGAAGUGGCGCAGCAGGUGGAAACAGAGUUAAUUGCCUACAAGAAGAUCGCAGAGAAGUUGGAGGCAGCUGUCCGGGUGGGCGAGGUGGAUCUCAAGUGUCUUGUUGACUGA